GUUAUUUCUCAAAUAUCAAGUCUUUGUCGUAUUACACAAGCUAAAACCACUCCCCUCCACCAAAUUCGGUCAACCAACAUAAGUCUAGUUCUUCAAGCCAACUAAACUCGAACAAACCGUAUCCGAUUCAUAGUUUACUCCCUAUUCCCGUUUUCUCUGCAAUUUCGAUCAGUCACACAACAACAAAAAUAUAAAAUAUAAUUUAAAUAGAAACAGAAACAGCAGUUUACCCACCAUCAUCACAAUUGAAAAGAGUCCCAUCAAAAAAAGGCAGAAUCUUCUUAUCUUUAUCAGCCUAGCUAAUUAACUUGGAUCACACCAAAGACAAACUCCAUACGCAUACAUAUAUAUGAUUCUAAACUCACAGUUAUGAUAAUACCGCUUAUCACAUAUUCUGUUUCAUGACGUCUCUUUUUAAUAAUUGAGCUCUUCGUUCAUUCCCUGGCAACAUAACUACCAUAUUAACGAACGAAUAGUUAUGUUUCCGUUUUUCAGUUACUUUAACUUGUUCUUCUUCUGCAUGACCCUCUUCCUUUGCCGCCCUUGCUUUCCCGCCAGGAUCGUACCCGAGUCCGUAACCGUGGUAACCACCGAAACCGAAAAAACCGUAACGCAUAACGCCAUGUGGCACGACUUCUCCAAGUUCCUACACGCCGGGCGAGGCAGCCACGUCAGCGGCAUGUCGGAACUGAAAAAGUACUUCCACCGCUUCGGCUACCUCUCCCUCCCCGAAACGACGCCGAAUUUCACAGACACCUUCGAUUCUCAAUUCGAGUCCGCGCUCGUCCGUUACCAGAAGCGCCUCGGCUUGCCGGUCACCGGAAAACUCGACUCCGGCACGAUUUCCGCGAUCGUGGCGCCGAGGUGCGGCGUCUCCGACGCCGCACCUCACGGAUUUCGCGCCACGCGUCGCUACGCUUACUUCAACGGGAAGCCGCGAUGGACGCGCGGAACUCCGAUGACUCUCACGUAUGCUUUUUCUCCGUACAACAUGAUCGACCGCGUGAGCGUGCCGGAAAUCCGAGCGGUGUUCGAGCGUGCGUUCGCGCGGUGGGCGUCGGUGAUUCCGGUGAGUUUCCAGGAGACGCCGGAGUACGAUAGGGCUGACAUCACGAUCGGGUUUUACCUCGGGGAUCACGGCGACGGAGAGCCGUUCGAUGGAGUUUUAGGCGUUUUGGGGCACGCGUUCUCCCCUCAGAACGGGAGAUUCCAUUUGGAUGCGGCGGAAACGUGGUCCGUUGAUUUCGAGCGCGAAGCGUCGAGGGUGGCCGUUGAUUUGGAAUCGGUUGCCACGCACGAGAUAGGUCACGUGCUUGGGUUGGGUCACUCUUCGGUGAAGGAAGCGGUCAUGUACCCGAGCCUCAGCCCCAGGAGAAAGAAGGUUGACUUGAAGAUUGAUGACGUGGCAGGAGUCCAAGCUCUUUAUGGCUCCAACCCAAACUUUACUUUUAGUUCUUUGUUGCAGUCUCAGAAUUCAUUAAACGCUGCUGUUGGGUUGGAAACCGGUUUCUAUAAAUGGACCCUCUCUUUGCCUCUUCUUGCCUUGUUCGCAUUAUUUUUAUCUGCUUGAUUUUUUUUUUUAAUACAUGUAUUUUCAUUCUUUGAUCAUAUAUUGUUAUAUGAAAAAGAAAAAGAAAAGAUAGAAAUUAAAGUUCAAUCACAUGGGCGAAGCCCUCGUGAUUCAUCGUA
Glycine soja is the source of this 1689-nucleotide messenger RNA. Its product is annotated as metalloendoproteinase 4-MMP-like. The transcript has a single exon. Gene Ontology annotation, molecular function: metalloendopeptidase activity; zinc ion binding. The coding region runs from base 479 to 1570 and encodes 363 amino acids. Gene Ontology annotation, biological process: collagen catabolic process; extracellular matrix organization; proteolysis. Gene Ontology annotation, cellular component: extracellular matrix. NCBI's taxonomy places the organism in Eukaryota, Viridiplantae, Streptophyta, Magnoliopsida, Fabales, Fabaceae. The record is from RefSeq and is a predicted model, not a curated record.